Anneissia japonica is the source of this 7073-nucleotide messenger RNA. RefSeq names its product mitogen-activated protein kinase kinase kinase kinase 3-like. The record is from RefSeq and is a predicted model, not a curated record. Lineage: Eukaryota; Metazoa; Echinodermata; Crinoidea; Comatulida; Comatulidae. Gene Ontology annotation, molecular function: ATP binding; MAP kinase kinase kinase kinase activity. Gene Ontology annotation, biological process: protein phosphorylation. The transcript has 25 exons.
CAAGAAACCCUUUUUAUGCGCAAGACAGGAAGUGCAUAGAAAAUAGCGUAUCGGUGUUUUUGACUUUGCCCAAAACAGAUUGAUGCCGAAAUAUCGUAUUUUUUUCAUUAAGUGGUAGAAGUUACAGCAAUCAUGUCUGGAACUCCAAGUGCGGAGAUAUCCAGAAGGAAUCCUACCGAUGACUUCGAUCUUUUGCAGCGAAUUGGUAGCGGAACAUACGGUGAUGUUUACAAGGCACGCAUGAUAACCACUGGAGACUUAGCAGCUAUUAAGGUUAUCAAGAUUGAACCAGGCGAUGAUUUCACAAUUAUACAACAGGAAAUUCUGAUGAUGAAAGACUGUAAACACCAGAACAUUGUUGGUUAUUUUGGAAGUUACCUCCGUCGAGAUAAACUAUGGAUUGCCAUGGAAUAUUGUGGUGGCGGAUCACUUCAGGACAUCUACCAUCAAAGUGGUGAACUCACAGAAUUGCAGAUUGCUUAUGUCUGUAGGGAAACAUUAACAGGUCUUGCAUACAUGCACAACAAAGGAAAAAUGCAUAGAGAUAUUAAGGGUGCAAAUAUAUUACUGACUGAUCAUGGAGAUGUCAAGUUAGCUGAUUUUGGAGUUUCUGCACAAAUCACACAAACAAUAGCCAAAAGAAAAUCAUUCAUCGGUACCCCAUACUGGAUGGCUCCCGAAGUAGCUGCAGUUGAGCGUAAAGGAGGCUACAAUUUCCAGUGUGACAUCUGGGCUGUUGGCAUCACGGCUAUUGAACUAGCAGAGCUUCAACCUCCAAUGUUUGAUCUGCAUCCAAUGAGGGCAUUAUUUCUCAUGUCUAAGAGCAAUUUUGUUCCGCCAAAGUUGAAAGAUUCACAGAAAUGGUCAAAAGAAUUCAGAGGAUUUAUUAAAUGUGCGCUAGUGAAGAACCCUAAGAGGAGGCCCACUGCUGAUGUCCUUCUGAAGAAUCCAUUUUUCACAGUAUCAAAUGAGUCACUAAACAGAGAAUUAGCAAAGAAAUUGCUAGAAAAAGUUAGGAACUCUAAUCCAUCCUAUGUACCUGAUGUAGAUGAGGAGGAAAUACAAUUUGUACCUCAACGUGUAUCUUCAAAACACAGCGACCGACGAGAUCGACCUAUAUCUGAAAUCAACUUGGACAAAGUUAGGCAAGCUUUGCCCCAAGACAUUCCACAAGAGACUGAUGAACACAAUGGCAGUAGUAGCAAGGAAGAGCAAAACGGCUCCUCCACGGAAUAUAAACCAUCACCACAAAUUAACAACAGGGAAAAUAGGAAGUCAAGACGAAAAGUAUCCAUAUCAAAUUCUUCUAAAUCAUCUUCAUACAGAAGUCUCCUUGAAUCCGUUGAAGAAGAAUUAACGAAACGGGGUCACACAGGUUCAAAACUUGCUGAACUUGAAGAGAAAUCUGAAAGCAAAGAACCAACUACUGAGCCUCUACCGAUUGGCUAUACCUCAAGAGAAACCUUGCCACAAAGUGGGGAGACUCCACCACCGCUUCCACCAAAGAAGUCGAUUAGCAGAUCAUCAGCAGCGUCGCAUCAUAAUGGCAGCAUGCAAGAUCACAGGCCGAGUUCAUCGGCCUCCGGUACGUCAAGUGAAUCUUCUGCACGAGUUCCUCAUCCAGUAUUGAAUGGCUUAGCACCAACGAGCAUUGGUGAGAGCAUGGAAGAUGGAGAAGAUUCAAACAGCGCUCCUAAGGUUCCACCAAGGAAAGUUAUAAAUCGGUUCCACACGAGGGAGCCCUGUUCAGAGAGUAGAGGCCUACCUAAAACGCCAAAAGUACCUAUGGGAGCCUGUUUCUCAAAAAUAUUCAAUGAAUGUCCAUUGAAUAUCCACUGCUCAGCAAGCUGGGUACAUCCCGAGAAGAAGGAUCAAUAUGUACUAUUUGGUGCAGACGAAGGCAUAUAUGCUUUCAACCUCACAGAAAUCCAUGAAGGUGUCAUGGACCAAAUUUUUCCAAGGAAGACAACAUGGAUUUAUGUAGUAAACAACAUGAUGAUGUCUCUCUCAGGAAAAGCACAAUAUAUAUAUUCACACAAUUUACUAGGCAUGAUUGAUAAAAACCCUCAUCGAUUCCACAUGCCUGGCAAUUUGGGUGAUAAAUUGCAGAAAAUUCCAGACAAACUGAUUCCAAGAAAGUACUCACUGAGCCAUAAAGUCUCAGAUACAAAAGGCUGUACCCAUUGUUGCGCAGGUAAGGAAGGGCUUAAGACUUAUUCACCAUCAGUACUAAUAACUGAAUAAAUACAGUUCUUUGAUGGUAAUAUCUCUUCUAUUUAUUGUGUUUAGAUAUUUGAUUGUAUGUUGCCAUCUGAUCUCAAGAUAUUUGAAAUGUUAAUCAAACCAGAAUCUGAAUAUCCGAUAGUCUGCAUUGGUGUUGCAAGGGGAGCUGAUCGGAGACACCUUUCGUUUGAUAUAAUAAACUUAAAUUCAGCAUCAUGCUGGUUCGUAGAGCACCCUCCCCAAGACAACCUCCUUGACGUGGUAACGGUCUCUCAACUGGAAAAAGACACUGUCUUAGUCUGCUCUGAAAGAAUUGUACAAGUUGUGAAUCUAAAUGGCAGGCCAAAAUCCAGCAAAAAAUUGUCGGCAGAAUUGCACUUUGACUUCCCAGUGGAAGCCCUAGUUGUGUUACAGGAUAGUGUACUAGCAUUCCACAAAAAUGGCAUGCAAGGAAGGAGCUUCAAAACAAAUGAAGUGACUCAGGAAAUUUGUGACAAAUCAAAGAUGUUUACUUUGCUAGGAUCCGAAAGACUAAUUAUCCUAAAGAGCAGUCAGACAGACAAUAAUGAAGGAAAGUGCAAUGUCUACCUGUUGACCGGUCAUGAAAAUACCAUGUGAGAAUCGCGACGUAUGUUGUCUCGCACAGUUACAUAUACUAUUUCAGGAUUUUGUACAGUCUUAAGGUCACAUUCAUAUCGCUGGAUCUAAACAGUAUCACUCCAAGUUGUUUGACUCACAUUGCUUACUGUCGUUUAUCCAGGAGAUUGGUCGGUGUCCAUGUAUAUACCCAGAUCGCAAGGUUUUCCCUUGAUAUAGGAAAUAUACUGAUUGGAAAAAUCGCUGUUUAUACGGUUAAUUUCUAUCAAAGUUCUUCUUGAUGAACUGUGUGAUUUGAGUCUUCAUUCUAGAAUUAAGAAAGCAAAGAAGAUAAAUUAUAUGUACAUGCAGAUUACUAGUGUUUUUGUAGCUUUGGAGUAUCCUAUGCUGAAAGCAACCAGUGACUUCUCAGCAAAUACCAACCACAGAGGUAGUCAUCAAUAAUCAUAAGAUAUCUAUCCAUACUUAGCAUAUCAUCCAUAUUUAUCAACUGAUAAUAAUAAUGAUAAACUUGUUUUUUACUGCAUUGCAAUUUUGUAAUUGAAAGUUUUGAUAUUUUUCAAUCCAAUACUUUGGCCACACACAUCAAAAGAACAUCAGUGUUGUGUAUACUAAGAAGCAACUUCAUGAAUAAACAUUUUCAUGAAUGUGUACUGUGAAGUUGAGAUGACACAGAUGAAGCUUAACCAGAUUAGUUGUUCGAGCUUCAAAGAUCACUGACCUGAAAUUAUUUAUUGUAGAGUCAGUAAUUCAAAUAAUUAUCAAAUUACAAAUAAUAAUAAUUAUAUAAUUAAUAAUAAUAAUUAUAUGCCUGUGUGUCAGAUAUGCCAUUGUUAUGUUGAAAUUCUAUGAAACAAUAGGAAAAGAGAGAAGAAAUACAUUAAAUCCUGUGUGUAAAUAAUGUUUAUGAGGUUGAUGGGAAAGGACUGUCUUUAUUGAUUUUCUUAGUGACAUUAGUUUAUUAUAUUCAUUACCAAAUAUUAUUUCUUAUUAAUAGCAAUAUUAAAAUUAAUUGUAAAGCAAUACAGAAAUCAGAAGCAUCAUUUCAGUGAAAGAAAAUUAAUGUUUGAUGUGACUUGAGUAUUCAUAAAGCAGUGUUUUAAUUUAUGCAAGGCAAUUCCACGUAAUGAUAGAUUGUUUUGAUGUAGUAGAGAAUUACUGCCUUGAAGAAAAUUUGAAUAUCAGCUUAGCCUCUUAGAUCAGUUGGUAAUCAGACAGUUGGAGAUUUGAAUUCCGAUUGAGACGUGCUGUUUUCUUAAAAUGAUUUAACAUGAUUAAAUAAUUUAAUUUAGCUUCAAGCAUUAAUACAUAUUUAUACAAGUUCAUAAAAGUUCGGUCAGUGGAUAAAAUUUGACACCGGUAGCUAAUCUGCUAAGUCAAGCUUAACUCAGACUUGCAGCAUUCCAUUCUUCUCUGCAUCAAUAUAAUAGUGAGCUUUCAGUUGUGCAUUGACAGAUUCACUCAUUUAUUCUCAGAACAUAGAUUUUACCCAAGAAACAUCCCAGAAUUUUGACAAUGAAACUCAAAAUCUUUGCAAGCGCAAAUUGCUUUUUUCAAAUAUUACCAUCGUCACACAAUUAUAAGAUCCCUAACUGGUGACAUGCACCCUCACUGCGAUCCAUUGCUGAUCUUUCAUCCACCCUCCUUGCGGGCCUCCAGACAGGAGUAGAUGAUACUUCUUUCUUUCUUGUUCAUAAUGUUUGUUAGUUUCAUCCUUAUUGUUUCUCAUAUCUUUGUAUCCUUGGCUUGAUUUCUAUGAACCUGUAUACAUAUGUGUGAUGAAACAUAUUUAUUAUUUCUUUAAUCUUAGCUAAUAAUAUGAUCCUCUAUAUGUUAACCAUGAAUCUGUAUAUUUAUUUGCUUGUUUGCUUAUUUAAUAAAAUGACAUGGAAUUUGUGAGCUCAUAGCUCUGAUUUUAACUUUACCUUCAAUCUACCUUUAAACUUGUAACUUGCAGGAAAUUGGUAUUUUUCAAGAAAAAAUUAAUACAUAUAAUGUUGUUGAAUUUAUAUAAUGCAAGUUUUAAAAACUUACCAACCACUCAAUAAUAUUGGUAAUAGAAAUUAAUGGUGUUUAAGAACAUCAUCACUGCGCAUAAGAAAAUAAUGUCCAAGAUGACAUAAAGGCAUUCUGGACAUGUUUUGCCAUAUAUGGUCAACAUGCAUAGGAUAAUCUGACCAUAACAUUAUUGCAUACAGGAAUGGAAAAAUCUAGCCAUGUAAGGCAUACAGCCAUAGGGAAAUUCCAUGAUAUUUGGAUACACCUGGUAUAUAUGGCAUUGGGAUGUUUCUACUACUGUAUAUGGAAUAGUGAUAUUACUACCAUAUACAGUAUAUAUUAAUUGGGAUACUCUUUGUAUAUAUGGCAUUUAGAUAUCAUAUCAUGUAUAUUGAAUUAUGAAACUCCUGUAUAAUCAGUUGGAUACUCUUGGCAAUGGGAUGGGAUACUUCUACCAUAUAUUGAAUUUGGAUAUUCCAGCCAUGUAUAUAUAAUCAUUGGAAUACUCCCAUCAUAUAUGGCACUGGGAUACACUGGGAUAAUCAUUGUGACCUCAUGGCAUUGCCAUAAAUUUACCAUAUAUGGUGUGAUAUAUAAUCAUUGUACCUGCCAUAUAUGGCAUUGUGAUACUCCUGAUAUUCACAGAAUUAAGAAAUUUAGUAAUUUUUGUGUUAAAUUAAUCGGAGUAAAGAUAAUUUCACAUUUAAUUAUAAUUGAUUAAACAUUAUAAUAUUUUCUUUUGAAAGUAAACUGGAAGGACACAUUUGCUUAUGUGCGCGUGUAUGUAUGUAUAGUAUGUGUGUGUGUUUACUGUGUGCGUGUGUAUAGAAAUAAUGUUUAUAAGAAGGCUGUUGGAAUAUGGCAGUAAAUAUUCAUUUAUACAGAUGUAAAAUAAUUAGAUUUAGGUCAUAUGUGGUUCAAAUGCUACUGUUGGAUAUACAUAGAUUUACAAAGUGAUAAUCUGGAAUAUGUGCUUUAACAGUGUUCUCAAAAUGAGGUUGGUCUGUUAAAAUAAGUCUUCUGUAAAAUACUUUUCAUCUAAGGAUAUCCUAAUAAAUGACCAAAACAGAAACAUUUGGGCUUUUAUUUUAGUUACAGAUUAUUGUCAUAAACAGCAUUUAAAUAAUUAAUUUGUUACUUUAUAGAAAAUAUUUAGAUUAUUUUAAAUAGUUUCAUUUAGAAAAAAAUUUCUAAAAUUUAAUGAAUUGUAGAGUGUGACAAUUUAUAUUUCUCUGAUUUUCAUAUUUUUUAUUAGGAACUUUAAAAUCUAUACUAUGUAUAUUGAAUGAUAAUUGCCUAAAUAUGUAAAGCAAUUGAAAUAUUUUAUUUGUUUUUACAUUUGUUAGGUCAAUACAUUUGACAUUUUGUUGUAUUAACAAGAUUUUUUUCAUCUAUUUGUUGUUUAUUUUGCUUCAUUAAUCAUCAAUCUACGAAUUUAUUAACUUGUAUAAUGCCAAAUUCAUUAAUCAUGUAUAUUAAAAACCUAGAAAAGAUUUUUGAUGGUUGUCAUUUUUUAAGAAAAAAACUUGUCAUUGGAUAUUAUUUUGACUAUUUUCCAACAGCCUUCUCCAUUUUGUACUACGUUAGGGAGUAUGUAAUAUAAUUCUGUUUGCCCCCCUAAGUUGGUGUAAAAAUGUACUAAAUAUAGAAAUGUUUCAUAUUGCAAAUAAAUAUGUCUUUACAAUUCCUGUUUCUGCAUUGCGUUGUUUUUUUAAUUAGCAAUCCAUGUGGUUAUAUGAUUUUUGUAUUUAUAUGAAGAUUUAAAAAAUAUUGAUAAAAUAAAUAAUAUUAAUUUCAUAUGCUAUCUUUGUAUUAAAUCCUUGCUGAUUUUAGUCUGUACAUAUAUGUAACUAAUAUUGUUUUUUGUUUUUUUUUUACUAAUGUGUAGAAAUUUGUAGUUAAAACCAAAUUGCAGAUAUGUUUUCUUUACUUCAUAAUUUAAUUCGCCUUUAUAUAUACUUAAUGAGUGAUAUCAGAGUUAUAAGUAAAUCAAGUUUAGGGAUUCCUUAGCUUACGUAUGUGAUGUUCCGCAUUAUUGUCAAAUAAAAUAUAUCAAAAUGUAAAGAAAAGACUUUUUAUAUGUAUCUAGAACAAUAGACUUUUUUUUCCAAAAAAUGGAAAAUUAUAAAGUUCGUCAGAGGAUGGAAAUAAGGGCUAUGUAUUAUUGUUAAGGUUUUUGGAUUUUGAUGAGUUAUUGACAGCAGCAAAACUAAAGGUUGUCUUUGGCCUUAUUAGAAUAAAAACUUUGUGACUAA